Messenger RNA from Ectocarpus siliculosus, 1564 nucleotides. Lineage: Eukaryota; Phaeophyceae; Ectocarpales; Ectocarpaceae. The record is from the annotation of a GenBank genome assembly.
UGUGUGUGUCUAAACAGGGCAGCCACCUCUCCGUGCUGCGCAUACGACACAGAGAAAACAACUCUCGCAGGGGAGCGUGCGCAAGCGAAGAUGGCAGAAGCUAUGGCAAUGGCAGAGUUUGAUGGUGGCAUCGGUAUGCAAACAGCAGAACGAACACCGCAGAGCAUGAUGAACACGCUGGAUGAGCCAGUCUCCGAAACCAUUAUGCGAGACUUGCGAUCCGUGGGAGCUAAGCUAAAGAUCGUUCUCAACCCCAGGGGGGACCAAGACGGGGUGCUCACCAAGCUCAAGGACUGGGACUUAUGGGGACCGCUGAUGGUGUGCCUGACGCUGUCGAUCGUUCUGAGCGUUUCGGCCCCAGCGGACCAGGGAGCGUUAGUGUUCGCGGCGGUUUUUGUCGUGGUAUGGUGUGGGGCAGCCCUGGUGACACUCAACGCUCAGCUGCUGGGGGGAACAAUCUCCUUCUUCCAGAGCGUGUGCGUGCUGGGUUACUGCGUGUUCCCGCUGCUGGUGUCGGCGGUGGUCUGCCUCAUCCUGAGCCUCUUCAAUUUUAUGAACGUCUUCGUGCGUGUGGCCGUUGUGCUGGUAGGCUUCGUCUGGGCAACCCGAGCGUCGAAGGUGUUCAUCUCGGAGAUCAUCUCAGACGAGCGCAAGAUGUUGGCCGUGUACCCAGUGUUCUUCUUCUACACCUUCAUCAGUUGGAUGAUUGUUAUACACUGAAGAUGUGAUCUGACGAAUCUUUCGUUCGCUCUAUCUCAGACUGCGGCAGUGUGCAAUGUUCGCCCGUGGUUGUAUCAUCGACCGGUUGCUUGUCUUACACCUCAGCGUAGCGUGAGACGGUAGCAGACUGAGGGUAGGGUGACAGCAGUGGAACGUCUGGGACCCGCGAACCGGUGAAUGUGAAGACGAUCGUUGUGGCUCAACUCUUUUUCGUCGAAUCACUGGUCGGCAGGGGAGGGGUGCAUAGGUUAGUUUGACUAAUGAUCGCCCAGCACUUCCACACGGGGCAGCCCUCUCCUUACUGCUAUUUUCAUGGUAGAGGCACCUGUUGGGCGCGCCUUUACGAUAGCGUGAGGGGGCCGUGUGGAGUCAUGAGUAUUGUCAUCCCGUGCAUCUGGGUGUCUGUACGACACCUGCCUGCGCACCAGCGCGUGGUGUUUUCGUUCGUUGUUCUCGGUCUCGGGGGUAUGUUGAUUUCCGUUGUCGUAGACGUUGGUUCUAUUCUAAAGCGUGUGUUCGUGUUUGUGCCACUGCUGUGUGUUGCAUCGUUUUUGAUAUUCCGCUGAUUUGAGUGCGUAGUUUAAGGGGCACAAGUCCGGGUGGUUUGGGGGGGGGGCUAGGCGAGAGGUGGCUCGCCGCAUCGCUCCGGAUAAUGAAUUAACGCUAAUACGUUCACGCGUAAACGUUUGGCGCGUGGUUGAAACGCUGCUCUACAACGACGCCGGUGCCGUUCUCUGCUUCGCUCGUCGCCUGUACCGUAUAGGCCAGAGAGGGUAGGGAAGCAUUUCGUGAAGCUUCCCGACCGAAGACUAAAUCUUUUUUUCUACUUGAAACGAUGUUCCCG